AUGGAUUUUCCUUUGGACCAUGAGUACGAUUUGUUAUCAGAUGAUGAUGAAGAAAUCCUGCAGUAUUUGGAAACGCCGUUUUUCUUCAAAAUUUCCCCGUGUCAUUGGGGCAAUAGAUUGCACCCAUUAAAAAUUUUAUCUCCAGGUGGUGAACAUGCAGAAAUUUAUAGGAAUAGAAAAGGAUACUUUUCCAUUAAUACCCAGUGCAUAUGUUCAGCCAAUCUACUUUUUUUAGAUGUAGUGGCCCGUUGGCAUGGUUCAGUACAUGAUGCCAAUAUUUGGGAUAACUGUGCACAAAAGAGAAACUUUGUACAGGGAGUUUACAAUGACAAAUUAUUGGUUGGGGAUAGUGGUUAUGCACAGACUAGAUAUAUGAUGACACCUUUACCUGAAAAUGCACCUAGUACUAGAGGUGAAAAACUAUAUCAAGAAUCACAGAUAAGAACUAGAAAUGUGAUAGAACGUGCAUUUGGUAUAUGGAAGAGAAGAUUUCCUAUUCUAUCAAAGGGCAUUAAUGUGAAAUUAAAAAGAGUGCCAGGAAUUAUCAUUGCUACUGCAGUUCUACAUAAUAUUGCAAUUCUCCAAAAGGAUUUGAUACCACCGCCUGAGGGUGGAGAAGAACCAUAUACCCUUGAGAUGCCAGUUAACAAUACUACUUUGCCUAGAAGUAUAACAGGCAAUAUUGAAAGAAAGUUAUUAAUAAAUAACUAUUUUGCCAGGUUAUAAUAAACAAUUAAUAAAAGACUAAAUAAAA
Melitaea cinxia (Glanville fritillary) is the source of this 754-nucleotide messenger RNA. RefSeq lists its product as uncharacterized. The coding region runs from base 1 to 726 and encodes 241 amino acids. The record is from RefSeq and is a predicted model, not a curated record. Lineage: Eukaryota; Metazoa; Arthropoda; Insecta; Lepidoptera; Nymphalidae. The transcript has 5 exons.